This is a messenger RNA of Vairimorpha ceranae, 240 nucleotides long. RefSeq lists its product as hypothetical. Lineage: Eukaryota; Fungi; Microsporidia; Nosematidae. The coding region runs from base 1 to 240 and encodes 79 amino acids. The record is from RefSeq and is a predicted model, not a curated record. The transcript has a single exon.
AUGCCAGCUAAAAAAAUCAAUAAAGACGAAAUUAUUGAAAAUGAGCAGUACGAAAAGGGAUCUGCAGAAGAAGAGGAUGAUGAUGAGUAUAUGAAUGAUGAUACAUCAAGUAGUAGUGAGGGAAGUUGUUCCACGGGGAAUAAUUCAAGUGGUACUGGUGGCGUUUAUAGCGAAAGUGCUAGUGCUAGUGAAAGUGAAAGUGAGAGUGUUUCUGAAAGUACAGAAGGAAGUAAUAAAUAA